Molecule: messenger RNA, 396 nt
Organism: Caenorhabditis briggsae
Lineage: Eukaryota; Metazoa; Nematoda; Chromadorea; Rhabditida; Rhabditidae
Exons: 3
Coding region: 1-396 (131 amino acids)
Source: RefSeq, a predicted model, not a curated record
AUGGCUGCAACCUGGUUGAAUGAAGUGACCGAAUCAGUAGACUGUCAUCCAGAAGGAGAACAUAGUUGGAAAAAGAAGGGAAAGUUUGAAAUCACAUGGCCAACAAAGAUUGUUUACAUCGAGAAAAGAGCUUUCGAAAAAAAGAAUGACGUGGAUUUAGUGAUGGCUGAGAGCAAGGAGGUUCGAGGAAUCAAGCUCAAUGAGAAACACGAAGCAGAUAUUGGAACAGAAAACUCCCAAGACGGCCAAUGCCUUCUCAAAACUUGUUAUCCAAGAAAAGAUAAACUUGUUUCAUAUAUGGGCUGGAAAGACUGGAAUACUCUGCUCCCUUUCAUUAAAAAGUUUACACCGCCUCGAAGAGCAAACAAGAGAAUAAUGAGCACAAAGAAGAAUUGA